AUGUCUCCUCCUUGCUACGCAGACAUUGGCAAGUCCGCUCGUGAUCUCAUAAAAAAGAAUUUUGAUCUUGGAGUCCACUUCAUCUCAUUUAAGGGCAAAAAUGAUCCCUUCGAAUUCACUGCCUUAAUGAACAAUGUUCUACGUGCCGGAAAAGUUGUAGGCUUAUUUGAGUCGAAGUAUAAAGCCAAAGAUUACGGUCUAACGCUUACCGAGAAGUGGUACUCGAAGAGCUACAUAUCAGCUGAGGCGACCAUCGAAGAUAAGCUCAUUGAAGGUUUCAAAAACAGCAUCAAAAUGACAUACGACACGAACACAGGAACAAACCGGACAAACAUGAAGUCUGAGCUUAAGAAGGACGCGUUUAACGGCUCCAUUGAUUUUGUCUUCCGCAAAGCUGUCCCCAAUGUCACUCAAUCGCUUGUUCUUGGAUAUCAGGACUAUUUGCUGGGCGCCGAUGUUCAUUUUGACUCGGCUAAGCAAAAGAUAGAUCAAGUUGACCUUGCUUGUGCCUACUCGGCGAAAGAUUUUGGUUUCCACGGAAUCAUCACUCACUGGGCUAAAACCUACACAGUCGGUAUUUACCAGCGGCUCACUGAUCGGUUUGAAUACGCGGCAGAGGCGACGUGGAAUCGUGAUGUACCCGAUAACAAUUGGGCUGUUGUGGGCCAAUUUGCCGUUGACCAAGACAGGAAACACAUGCUCAAGGUCAGACUGGAUAACCUGCAGCGUAUUUCCGUGUCCCUUAAGAGCCAAAUCAUGGAAGGCGUGAAGACCACGUUCUGCGCGAUGUUUAACGACGCCGACGACACCCAGGUAGGAAUCGGCCUUGAGGUGGAACGAUGA
Molecule: messenger RNA, 843 nt
Organism: Mesocestoides corti
Lineage: Eukaryota; Metazoa; Platyhelminthes; Cestoda; Cyclophyllidea; Mesocestoididae
Source: the annotation of a GenBank genome assembly